ACUCUCACCCCUGGGGAACUAAUGGAGCUCCAGGACGUUUGUGCCAAAAUCCCUUCCUACAAGUGUGGCCCUGUCAUACUGAGGACAAGGAAGCUGGUGACAGAGUUGGAGCCGAAGGUGGGCGAGUUGUCUCGUAUCUUCCGCUCAGUGCUGUGUGACUGCCUGGACAAGGUAGAGGGAGACAAGGACAUGAGAGUUAGGGGCCGCCGGCUGGAGUCUGAAACGCAGCAGGUCCUCUCCUCCAUCACCUUCCAGACCUGCAUCAACCCCAAGUGACGCAGGACAGCAGGCCAGGGGAACACAGGACAGGAAGGGUGGUCCAGAGAUGAGAGAGAAGAGGCAGCCAUAGAGGUCAACAGGAGGUCUAGGAGCAUGCCUGAGAAACCUGGACUCAGGGGUAGACAUAACAUAGUAAAGGUAAAUCUGGUUCCCUCCAAUUAGUUUGAUAUGUUAUGUUUCGUAUUGGUAUGUAUUGAUUUGUGGAUGUCCAUCAUCCAUUUUGUAUGAUAUGUUACAAAUUACAAUUUGUUACAAAUGACAAAAUGUUGCACAUUUUCAGAUCGUAUGAUAUCUUCCGAAUUCCAAUUUGUUGUGGUUAACAUUAGCUGGGUGGCUAAAGUUAGCUAGGCUAGGGGUUACGGUUUAAGGUUAGGAGUAUGGUAAAAGGGUUAAUGUUAUGGGAAUGGUUAGCUAACAUGCUAUGUACUGUAGUUGCAAAGUAGCAAAAAAAAAAAGG
Messenger RNA from Salvelinus fontinalis (brook trout), 736 nucleotides. Its product is annotated as protein RD3-like. The annotation marks the transcript as partial. NCBI's taxonomy places the organism in Eukaryota, Metazoa, Chordata, Actinopteri, Salmoniformes, Salmonidae. The record is from RefSeq and is a predicted model, not a curated record. The transcript is spliced from 2 exons.